Erigeron canadensis is the source of this 1327-nucleotide messenger RNA. RefSeq names its product 30S ribosomal protein S1-like. NCBI's taxonomy places the organism in Eukaryota, Viridiplantae, Streptophyta, Magnoliopsida, Asterales, Asteraceae. The record is from RefSeq and is a predicted model, not a curated record. The transcript has 11 exons. The coding region runs from base 1 to 963 and encodes 320 amino acids. Gene Ontology annotation, molecular function: nucleic acid binding.
AUGAAAGAGAUACAGAGAAACCCUAUGUGUGAAGAAUUAUAUGAACAUGAAGAAAUUAUUUUGAGAUCUGCGGAUUGGAAGGCAGCAAGAGCUCAUUUAGAUUAUGGAAUUGUGUAUCAAGGAAGAGUUGAAGGAUCCAAUGGUGGUGGUUUGUUGAUUCGGUUUUAUUCUCUCGUUGGGUUUCUUCCAUGUCCACUAUUGAGCCCAUCUCAUUCUUGCAAAGAACCGGACAAGCCCAUACAAGAGAUAGCAAAAGCUUUAGCUGGUUCUCUCAUUUCUGUGAAGGUGAUUCAUGCUGAAGAGGAGAAGAGGAAACUGAUAUUUUCUGAAAAAGAAGCUGCUUGGUCAAAAUAUUCCAAUUUUGUAAAAAUUGGAAACAUAUAUCAAGCCAAAGUUGGCUCGGUGGAAGACUACGGUGCCUUUGCUCACUUGCAGUUCCCAGACGUGUCUUAUCAUCUAACUGGGCUUGUACAUGUGUCGGAGGUGUCAUGGGAUUUAGUCCAAGAUGUUAGAGAUAUUCUGAACGAGGGUGAAGAUGUGAAGGUCAAAGUCAUCGGUGUUGAUAGGAAUAAAUCAAGAAUUACAUUGUCAAUAAAGCAACUGGAGGAAGAUCCACUACUGGAAACUUUGGAAAAAGUCAUUCCUCAGGAUGAUUCGAGUAAUUCUAGUUCAGAUGGCACCACCGAUUAUGUCAUUGAGCCACUUUCAGGGCUCGAAACGAUACUUGAAGAGCUACUUCGAGAAGAGGGGAUAAUUGACGUGAAAGUAACACGUCAAGGAUUUGAGAAACGUGUGGUAUCACAAGAUCUGCAGCUUUGUUUGUCCAAUGCACCACCUAAUGGAAACCAGUUCACUCUCCUUGCUCGAGCCGGAAGACAGGCACAGGAAAUACAGCUGGUAACUUCACUUGAUCAAGAUGGGAUAAAAACCGCAUUACAGAGACUCCUGGAACGAGUUCCAUGAGUCGAAUUAUUGUCUUAUGUUCUUGAUAUAUAAGAUGUUGUAUCAAUUCCCAAGACCAAUGAAAGCUUCAGACUUCUCUAUGAUACCAAAGGUAGAUUCAGGCUGCACUCAAUCAGGGAUGAGGAGUCAAAGGUUUGUAAGUUUUUUCCUGACAAUCUUAGUUUGGUUUAGUUACAUUUAAGUUUUUUCAAAAGUGAAAUUAGUUAUUUGUUACCGUGCUUUGAGAUUAAAUCUUGACAUUCAGCUUCUGUUUUUUCAUGCUAUUUUUUCAGUGUUGUUUCUGUUUGAUUUUAAAAGUUAUUAAGGCUAAUGUUGUAAUGCUGUCUGAUUAAAGUUAGAGAACUUGACUACCUCUCUUGUGGCA